Oppia nitens is the source of this 1287-nucleotide messenger RNA. Its product is annotated as sorbitol dehydrogenase-like. Gene Ontology annotation, molecular function: oxidoreductase activity, acting on the CH-OH group of donors, NAD or NADP as acceptor. Bases 1 to 1245 code for a protein of 414 amino acids. Lineage: Eukaryota; Metazoa; Arthropoda; Arachnida; Sarcoptiformes; Oppiidae. The record is from RefSeq and is a predicted model, not a curated record. The transcript has a single exon.
AUGAUAUUAAGAGACCAAUGUCUUCAUCAUCAGCAACAUUCGUGGCCGUCAUUUAUAUUUCAAAAUUAUGGCAAAUAUUUGACAAAUUAUUUGAUUUCACAUCCAAUUGUCUUUAAGCGUUACAUCCAAUUAGCGACAAUUUGUGACAGCAGUCAUAUUAAAAGUAAUAAUAAGAUACCGCAACCAAAAACCAAUAUAUCGGCAGUUUUGCAUAAAGUGAAUGAUUUGAGACUUGAAGACAAACCAAUACCACCAAUGCCCGGACCUAAUGAACUACUAUUGCGAACAUUAUGUGUUGGCAUUUGUGGAUCAGAUGUACACUAUUGGAAACAUGGAUUUAUUGGAAAUUUUGUGCUCAAAAAUCCUAUUAUUAUGGGACACGAAACUAGUGCACAGGUAGCUGCUGUCGGAUCAGGCGUUAAAAAUUUUAAAGUGGGUGAUCGGGUGUGUUGUGAACCUGCAGUGUCGUGUAGACUGUGUGCCUAUUGCAAAGAUGGUCAGUACAACCUAUGCGAUGAAAUCUUAUGCCACGCGACGCCUCCCUAUGACGGAACUCUAACCCAAUAUUUCAUACAUCCGGCAGAUUUCACGUUCAAACUGCCCGACAAUAUCACUGACGAAGAAGGAGCUAUGAUUGAACCGCUAUCUGUUGCCUUAUAUGCUGCCAAAAGAGCCGGUGUUGAGGGCGGAUCAGCUGUUAUGGUGACGGGUGCCGGUCCUAUUGGUUUGUUUCAAAUGAUGAUCUCUAAAGCGUUUGGAUCACUUCGGGUUAUUGUAUUAGACACUAAUAUGAAUCGCCUAAAACUGGCCAAAUCUAUCUGUGCCGAUGAGAUACUACAAGUUCAUAAAGAUGGCAAUGAAGAACAACUAAUACAAACAGUGCAUCAGCUAAUGGGUAAACCAAUUGAUAUAACUCUUGAAUGUAGUGGCGCACCGAAGAUGGUCAGAUUGGCAAUGUUGAGUACCAAAGAUGGUGGUACUGUCCUAUUGACCGGUCACGGACCUAAAGACAUGAAUCUGCCGAUGUCUACGGCGGCCAUUAGAGAGGUUACAGUUAUGGGUUCUUUUCGUUACCGAAAUUGUUUUCCUUUGGCAAUACAAUUGGUCAGCUCUGGUAAAGUACAGCUCAAACCAUUGAUUUCACAUCGAUUUCCAUUCAAACAAACUUUAGAUGCCUUUAACGUUGCCUUCAAAGGAGAGGGCGUUAAAGUAAUUAUUAGAGUUAAUGAGAUCAUCGCUCAAUGAUUAAUGAUUGCCACCAAAUGUUUAUAAUAUCUCAUUCAAUAU